AUGUCUGAACAAACUCAGGGUAUUCUUAUUGGGUUUGAUAAUCUGGAUGGGGUGAUUCGCAUAAUACGUGAAGCUUCAAGUAACUCUGCUGCAGCAGUUGGUUUACGCAAUGCAUUCAGUCUUUCUGAGAAACAAGCUGAAGCUCUUUUGGACAUUAGCCUAAGAAGACUGACCCUUCGUGAGAGUGGAAACUUUCUGGCUGAAAGUAAAUCUUUGAUGGAACAAAUUUCCAAGUUAGAGGAUCUGCUGUCCAGCCGGAAAAAUAUACUCGAGCUUAUAGAACAAGAAGCAAUUGAAUUGAAGAAUAAGUUUGCCAAUCCAAGACGUUCAAUGUUGGAGGACACUGAUAAUGGUCAGCUUGAAGACAUUGAUGUUAUUCCAAAUGAAGAUAUGUUAUUGGCACUUAGUGAAAAAGGUUAUCUGAAACGGAUGAAGCCAAGCACUUUUAACCUACAAAAUCGGGGAACAAUAGGAAAAUCUGUAGGAAAACUAAGAGUGAAUGAUUCAAUGUCUGAUUUUCUUGUUUGUCGGGCACAUGAUCAUGUUCUAUAUUUCAGAUACUUUGAAUAUGGCAUGGCAUGUGAAAAUUUCAGUGAUAAGGGAACAGUAUACUCGGCUCGUGCCUACAAAAUUCCUGAAUGCAGCAGGACUGCUGCUGGAACGCCACUUGUUCAUAGUGCAAUAAAAGAAUUUGAAGUUAUGUAUGGAGAGAAAUGGACAAAGAAAUUGGUUUUGAACGAAAUACUUAAGCUGGUGCUAGAAUUUCAAGCAACUGUAGGAUCUGGGAAAGGCUUUGACCCAUUAUGGAUUUUAUCUUUAUCUGAUGGUGAAAGAAUAACAUCCAUUAUUCCUGUGAGCGAGUUUGCGGAGGAUCAGUUUUUGCUGAUGCUAACAAUGCAAGGCUAUAUCAAGAGAGUAUCCUUGAACUUGUUUUCAUCCAUCAGGUCUACCGGAAUCAUUGCUAUUCAGUUGGUUCCUGGUGAUGAACUGAAAUGGGUCCGUCUUUGCACACAUGAUGACUUUGUGGCCAUGGCUUCACACAAUGGAAUGGUCAUGCUGUGCCAAUGCAAUUCGCACACUAAGUAG
Messenger RNA from Sphenostylis stenocarpa, 1086 nucleotides. Lineage: Eukaryota; Viridiplantae; Streptophyta; Magnoliopsida; Fabales; Fabaceae. The record is from the annotation of a GenBank genome assembly.